UGUGCAACGACUUGGGAAGAUGGGCAACACGUCGUCGACUGCCGUGCCCGCUGCCGCCGCCGCGCCGAUGAAACCGGCACAAGAAGGCUGCCCUGUCAAGCACAAUGAUGCUGCAACACCUCAGCAAAUGGAUGGAUGCCCAGUGAAGCAUGGAAACAACGCUGCGUCGGUCGAAGAAGGAUGCCCUGUCAAGAAGCAGAAGGUGUACAAUGUGUACAGCCAAGAAAUCGAUCCCACCAACAACAUGCCGUCCAACCCGAACCAGGAACCCAAAGAAGGGCAAAAGUACCCGUUGAGUACGAACCGUGUCACGUCGACGAUCCCGAAAGGCGGCACCGACGGCACGUGGACAUACCCGAGUGAGCAAAUGUUCUUCAACGCGUUGCGACGCAAGGGAAAGGGCGAAGACGUGCAUGAAGGCCAUGUGCAAACCAUCGUGAGCAUCCACAACAACAUGAACGAACGAGCGUGGAACCAAGUCGCCGAAUGGGAGGAAACGUUGUACCCAGGCUCCGACGCCAAGUUGCUUCGAUUCUGCGGUCGCCCCGAUGAUUUGUCUCCCAUUGCACGACUCAAGACGUUCCUAGGAUACGAUAAACCGUUCGAUCGCCACGACUGGGUUGUCAUCCGCAACGAUAACACGGAGCAGCGAUAUGUCAUCGACUACUACUUUGACGACGAAAAGGCCGCGCAGGACGCCGUCCCUCGACUGCAUGACGUCACCAGCGUCAAGUCGAUCACAAUGUAUGCCCGCCCAGCCGUCGACUCGCUGUCAAACGUAAUCGACCGCAUCAAGUUUCCAAUUCUGAACCUGCUGGGCUCGACCCAGCGCGUCCCGUUGCCGACGAAUCACGCUGGCAACGACACCGACGUGGACACGGAGGACGUCCUCUCUGUCGACCAAGUGAACGAAACGUUCGAGAAAAUCCAGGCGAACUGCAAGACGUGCUUCACCAACGUCCAAACUUGCACGGACGAGGCGUCGUGUGCCCAAGCUGCCACAGCGCUCCAAUUUUGCAUGGCCAACAUCUUGUGCAAGCCCGACGCUGUCAAGUUCACGACUGCCCUCGCAUCCGGCGACGAAGCACGCAUCGAAGAAGCAUACGCUGCCAUGGAAACCUGCGUCGACCGAUUCGAAGUUCGCUCGCGUGCUGCAUUGCAAGAGCAAGCCCGUGUCGCCGCUCGACAGAUGUCGACCGCCUCUUCCACAGCAUAGACUCCAGUUUUUCUAACGCCAUCCACAAGUCGCACAUGCAUUUCGUUUGACCGUACCAGUCGAUCGCCAUGUUGUGCGAGGUGCACGUGCCACAAACACUUUGCCCACGACGUCAUCC
This is a messenger RNA of Aphanomyces invadans, 1334 nucleotides long. RefSeq lists its product as hypothetical. The transcript has 3 exons. The record is from RefSeq and is a predicted model, not a curated record. Bases 20 to 1216 code for a protein of 398 amino acids. Gene Ontology annotation, molecular function: holocytochrome-c synthase activity. Gene Ontology annotation, cellular component: mitochondrion. NCBI's taxonomy places the organism in Eukaryota, Oomycota, Saprolegniomycetes, Saprolegniales, Verrucalvaceae.